Chelonia mydas (Green sea turtle) is the source of this 2453-nucleotide messenger RNA. RefSeq names its product CWF19 like cell cycle control factor 1 (gene CWF19L1). Bases 354 to 1910 code for a protein of 518 amino acids. Gene Ontology annotation, cellular component: post-mRNA release spliceosomal complex. The transcript has 13 exons. Lineage: Eukaryota; Metazoa; Chordata; Testudines; Cheloniidae. Gene Ontology annotation, molecular function: RNA lariat debranching enzyme activator activity. Gene Ontology annotation, biological process: mRNA splicing, via spliceosome. The record is from RefSeq and is a predicted model, not a curated record.
GCCGCGGCGGGGCCGGACUCGGGGGGUCUCUGGGCCUGUGGGGCCCCUGCUCCCAGCCCGGCGCCGGGCCCUCGAUCGAGCUGCAGCGUCGCCGCUGGGGCCGGGCCUGUCUGGGCGGGACGGGGGCGAGCUGGGCCGUGGCUCGGGCCCCGCUUGUGCUGCCUGCUGCCGAGCCGCGCGGCCCGGUCUUCGCGCGCUGUGACGCGUUUUCUUCUCACUCGAGUGGCUGAGGCCGCGGGCUGGAGGGCUGAGAGCUGGCCCGCGCGCUGCAGGGGCUUUAAUGGAAAUCGUGUUGCGAUUUCCACCGUGCUCCUCUAGGACUGGCCUGUGGGGAUGUUGAAGGAAAAUUUGAUAUGUUGUUCAAUAGAGUGCAAGCUGUUCAGAAGAAAAGUGGAGAAUUUGAUCUGCUUUUGUGUGUUGGGAACUUCUUUGGCUCUACUCCAGAGACAGAGUGGGAGGAAUACCGGACAUGUGCCAAGAAAGCUCCUAUUCCAACGUAUGUCUUGGGUGCCAAUAACCCGGAAACGGUACAUUAUUUUCCAGAUGUCAAUGGCUGUGAACUAGCCGAGAACAUUACAUACUUAGGUCGUAAGGGUAUUUUCAGUGGCACCUCAGGAUUGCAGAUUGCCUACCUGAGUGGUACAGAAUCCCUGAGUGAGCCAGCUCCUGCCUACAGUUUCAGCUUCAAGGAUGUGUCAGAACUGAAAAUAUCUUUAUUAUCUACUCCAAAAUUCAAAGGUGUUGAUAUCUUGCUGACAUCCCCCUGGUCCAGAGGUGUAGGGAAUUUUGGAAAUAAACCUGGAGAAAUGGAUACUGAGAGAUGUGGAUCUGUGUUAAUAUCUAAUCUAGCCACAAGUCUGAAGCCAAGAUAUCAUUUUGCUGCAUUGGAGAAGACCUAUUAUGAAAGACUUCCUUAUAGAAACCAUGUGGUCCUACAGGAGAAUGCACAGCAUGUGAGCAGAUUUAUAGCUCUUGCCAAUGUUGGCAAUACAAGCAAGAAAAAGUAUCUCUAUGCAUUUAGUAUUCUCCCAAUGCGCUCAAUGGACCCUGCAGAGCUAGUGAAACAGCCACAGGAUGUCACUGAAAACCCAUAUCAGAAAUCUGGGAAAGAGGCACAUAAGCCAAAGAUGCUCUCAGGUGCAGAGGAAGAACCAGCUUGUCAGUUUUUCUUUGAUUUGAGCAAACGGCAUGGAAAGAAGCGGCCAUCAGAUGGAAAGGGGGGACAGCAUUCCCAACUCAAGCAGCCUAAGAAAAUCCAUCAGCCAACUGGCCCCUGCUGGUUCUGUCUUUCCAGCCCUGAAGUUGAGAAACAUUUGGUUGUUAGUAUCGGCACACACUGCUAUCUUGCCCUUGCCAAGGGUGGCUUAUCAGAUGAUCAUGUCCUGAUUUUACCUGUUGGGCAUUACCAGUCAGUGGUUGAACUUUCUUCAGAGGCAAUGGAAGAAAUAGACAAGUACAAAUCUUCACUGAAGAAGUUUUUCAGAAGCAAAGGAAAAAGAUAUGUGUUGUUUGAAAGAAAUUACAGGAGUCAGCACCUACAGUUGCAGGUGAUUCCUGUACCACUCAGCUGUUGUGCUACUGAAGACAUUAAAGAGUCCUUUAUUUUACAAGCACAAGAACAGGAGAUUGAAUUAUUAGAAAUCCCAGAGCACUCGGAUAUCAAGCAAAGACGUUUUUGCGUCCAUAGGAGAGACAUGGACUUCAUGCAGGAGACAACGAGACCUAUUCUUCAGAAGAUGACCGGUUUGCUGCAACCAUUUGAAUUCAUCAGUGCUCUCCAGAGCGCUCAUCCCCACCUGCACCAGGGUUCUGGUGACCCAACUUCAAGGUUCUGGACCUUGGUCUUCUUCCAGGAGACAUUCAAUCCCAUUGUGUGGGUGCAUUGUGGAAACUUGGAAGGGCAGGGCUAAAAAUCUUUGGCUUCUCCACAGUGUCAUAGGCAUACUCUUUAUCAGUGAACACCUCUUGACCAACCUUGUUUCUGACAUGUGGAGCCACAAAGUCCUUGUUCCCAGUUGAUAGCUUGACGGGGUAGUGCAGUGGUGAGAAUACAAACCUUGCUGCACACCUGAGGUUGUACAGAAACGUUGAAAGCUAUGAAUGUAGGCCCAAAUUGGCCUAAGCAAACUCCAUUUUGUCUUGUGUUACUACCUUAGCUUCUGCUAGUCAGGUGUGUGGUCUUCUAAGGGAAAAGAACACAUGGUACUACUAUAGUAUAUGUAUUCCCUCAAUCUGGACACACACAAACUAGACUUGUGUUACACAUCAACAGACAGAUGUUUAAAGUUAAACCAAAUAUCACAGAUUUUCAAUCAAAAACUUCAGUUAAGUCUCUUUUCGCAUGUGCUGAUGGCUGGCAGAGAUUGUUGCUCCCAGUGUGUUUUGUAGGACUUCUAAUUUCCAGCCUAGUCACUAAUUCCCCAUGCUGUGGCACGAGAUGACAAAAGUGAAGA